Leptopilina heterotoma is the source of this 933-nucleotide messenger RNA. It is a transcript of the gene bou, whose product is annotated as U-scoloptoxin(05)-Sm1a. NCBI's taxonomy places the organism in Eukaryota, Metazoa, Arthropoda, Insecta, Hymenoptera, Figitidae. The record is from RefSeq and is a predicted model, not a curated record. The transcript is spliced from 4 exons. The coding region runs from base 175 to 747 and encodes 190 amino acids. Gene Ontology annotation, biological process: sleep; regulation of synaptic transmission, cholinergic; positive regulation of voltage-gated potassium channel activity.
GAGCCCGGUAUUCUCCAGUCGUUCUUGCACCGUCGACUUGCACGUUUCCCUCAUUGAACUCAAUAAAAACAGGUGAACAGGUGUUUGGUUCAAAACUAUUCAGGUGGUCUUUCAUUCCCCUAUAGUCAAUUAAAAUAACCUUUUUCAAUAAAAUUUUAUUGCCAAAACGAAAACAUGAGCGCCAUCAAGAAUUACGCACUACUCACAAUAUUGGGAAUAUAUUUUCAAACAGCAUUCGGCAUCAAAUGUUAUAGAUGCGAAAGCACAAAUAGUUCAAAUCCAUUUCAAUGCAACGAAUUUUUACGAGAUGACUUCGAUUUGAACCCAGAAUCGUGUGAUGACGUUUAUGGUGCUCAAUUUUGUGUGAAACGCGUUGGCCGUUUUGCUGGACUGGGAAUCAAUUGCUAUCAAUGUGCAUCUGCAACUGAAUGGGAAUGUGGAGAUGAACAAUUGAUGAUGGAAAAAUAUCAACCCCAAAGUUGCGAUCACAUCUUCGAGGCACAAUAUUGCAUUAAAUCUAUUGGGACAUAUGGAGGCGGCAUCGGCACAAAGCGCGAAUGCUCUUCGUACAAUCUCGGCAACUACUGUGACUACGUGCAACAACCUGGCGACAAAUUAGAGUAUCGUACAUGUGUUUACACAUGUACUGGAGAUGGUUGUAAUUCAGCGACAAAUUCAUUGCCAAAUCAAUUAAUAAUUGCUUUUACAAGUAUUUUUCUUAUUUUUCCAUUAUUUUUGCGAAGGUAAAGUUGAAAAGGAUUUGGUAUAGCUGACUAGCGUAGUACGCCAACCGGAAGCGCGGGAAAAUAUUUAAAUUCAAAAUUCAAAGUAAAAAGUUGCGCAGUGAAUCGUUUCGUGUAACUGUCACUGAAACAAAUUUUAAUAAAUUAACAAUUCAAAAAGUAUAAAUUAAUAUUUAAAAAAAAUUAUUUA